AUGGGGAUAAUGAUGAUGGUGUUUGGUAUUCUUCUGAUCAUCGUUUGCAUCUGCUCUGCUCUUCUACGAUGGAACCAGAUGCGAUACUCCAAGAAAGGUCUCCCCCCUGGAACCAUGGGCUGGCCAGUUUUUGGUGAAACCACCGAGUUUCUCAAACAAGGACCAGAUUUCAUGAAGAACCAGAGACUCAGAUACGGGAGUUUCUUUAAAUCUCACAUUCUUGGUUGCCCAACAAUAGUCUCAAUGGACGCAGAACUCAACAGAUACAUUCUAAUGAACGAAUCGAAAGGACUAGUCGCUGGCUACCCACAAUCGAUGCUCGAUAUACUCGGGACAUGCAACAUCGCCGCGGUUCACGGCCCUAGCCAUCGGCUCAUGAGAGGCUCAUUGCUCUCUCUAAUAAGCCCGGCUAUGAUGAAAGACCAUCUCUUGCCUAAGAUUGAUGAUUUCAUGAGAAGUUAUCUUUGUGGUUGGGAUGAGGUCGAGACGGUUGAUAUCCAAGAAAAGACCAAACAUAUGGCAUUUUUAUCGUCCUUGUUACAAAUAGCAGAGACUUUGAAAAAAUCAGAGGUUGAAGAAUAUAGAACAGAGUUCUUCAAGCUUGUUGUAGGAACUCUUUCGGUCCCGAUCGAUCUCCCGGGAACACAAUAUCGCUGCGGAAUCCAAGCAAGAAACAACAUCGAUAGGUUAUUGACAGAGCUGAUGCAAGAACGAAGAGAGUCUGGAGAAACUUUCACAGACAUGUUAGGUUACUUGAUGAAGAAGGAAGAUAACCGAUACUUGUUAACUGAUAAGGAGAUAAGAGACCAAGUAGUAACAAUCUUGUAUUCGGGUUAUGAGACGGUCUCCACAACUUCCAUGAUGGCUCUUAAGUAUCUCCAUGAUCACCCUAAAGCUCUUGAAGAACUUAGGAGAGAACAUUUGGCUAUUAGAGAAAGAAAACGACCUGACGAACCGCUCAAUCUCGACGAUAUUAAAUCGAUGAAAUUCACUCGAGCUGUGAUCUUUGAGACAUCAAGAUUGGCAACAGUUGUUAACGGCGUCCUGAGGAAAACUACUCACGACUUGGAACUCAACGGGUAUCUAAUCCCAAAAGGUUGGAGAAUUUACGUAUACACAAGAGAGAUUAACUAUGACACAUCUCUGUAUGAUGAUCCUAUGAUCUUUAACCCAUGGAGAUGGAUGGAAAAGAACUUGGAAUCAAAGAGCUAUUUCUUACUCUUUGGAGGUGGAGCAAGACUUUGCCCUGGAAAGGAGUUAGGAAUCUCUGAAGUCUCGAGCUUCAUUCACUACUUUGUUACAAAAUACAAAUGGGAAGAGAAAGGAGGAGAUAAAUUAGUAGUGUUUCCAAGAGUAUCUGCACCAAAAGGAUACCAUCUUAGGGUUUCACCUUACUGA
Molecule: messenger RNA, 1398 nt
Organism: Thlaspi arvense
Lineage: Eukaryota; Viridiplantae; Streptophyta; Magnoliopsida; Brassicales; Brassicaceae
Source: the annotation of a GenBank genome assembly